This is a messenger RNA of Aegilops tauschii subsp. strangulata, 3880 nucleotides long. RefSeq names its product disease resistance protein Pik-2. The record is from RefSeq and is a predicted model, not a curated record. NCBI's taxonomy places the organism in Eukaryota, Viridiplantae, Streptophyta, Magnoliopsida, Poales, Poaceae. Gene Ontology annotation, biological process: defense response to other organism. Gene Ontology annotation, molecular function: ADP binding.
UCGCCAACUGAGCGCCGUGGUCGUUCCUACGCACCCCUCGAAUAUCCACCGUUCCAUACCCACCAAUUCUAGCAGAUCCAGAUCCAGAUCCGGUAUCACCAUCUCCAUCUACGGAUUCAUCUACCACCGCGCUGCACGAGAAAAAGGUUCUGCUCUGCCUGGACUGCCGACGGGCAGCAGUUCGUCCUCCCUUAAACACGCACAGGCCAAGAUGGUGGAGUGAAACUUCCAUUAGAGCUGCCAAAAAGAUCUACUAUUCCCUGUUACUAUUUGUCCCAAGCAAAGAGUCUGCUACGAUGGAUCUCAUCGUUGGCGCCUCGAGCAACGCCGUGAAAUCCCUCGUCGGCAAGCUCGGGAGCCUACUCGCCCAGGAGUACACCCUGAUCCAGGGCGUCCGCGACGACAUCCAGUACAUCAACGAUGAGCUGGCCAGUAUGCAGGCUUUCCUCAACAGGACCAAGCGUGCUGGCAGCCACGACGAGCAGCGGCAGGACUGGAUGAAGCAGGUGCGCGAGGUGUCCUACGACAUUGAGGACUGCGUCGACGACGUCAACCACCGGCUCGGCCACGAGCCCCGAGGGAACGGCAAGCUGAUGUACAUCCGGAAGAAGUGGUAUUUCCUCACGACGAUGUACGUGCGCCGGUGCAUCGCCGCCGAGAUCGGCAACCUCAAGGUUCGGGCGCAGCAGGUCAGCGACCGGCGCACGAGGUACGGGGUGGACAACCUUAGGGGAAGUAGCAGUGAGCCCGUGGUAGCUGACGCUCCUACAGACCGUGUAGCUCCGCCUCCCGAACUCAUUGGCACGAAGCAACCGGUGGGCGUGGAAGAUGCCAUGAACGAACUCGGGGGAUGGUUUAAAGCAGAGCAGCGCACCACUCAGCAGAGCACUGAGAAGCGGUUCCUUGCCAUUUUUGGGUUUGGUGGCCUUGGGAAGACCACGCUCGCCAUGGAGUUGUACCGCAGGUUUGGAGAUGAUUUUGACUGCAGAGCGUCGGUGCAGGCCUCGCAGAAGUUCAAUCUUUUGAUGAUUCUGAGGAGCCUUGUCAAGCAGUUCCAUGAGCAGCAGGCCGGUGCUUCUCUGAAUGACCCCCUUGAGGGAAUUGAGGAAUGGGGAGAAAAAGAUCUCAGAAAGAAGCUCGUUCACCAACUGAAAGAUAAGAGGUACCUUGUCUUGAUAGAUGACAUAUGGUCUGUAUCAGCAUGGGAAAACAUUAAUGAUUCUUUGCCUGAAAGAGUGAAAUGUGGGAGUGUAGUGGUGACAACAAGGUUUAAAUCUGUAGCUGUUGCCUGCUGCCGUCGAAAUGGUCGCUUGUAUGACCACAAGCCACUUCUUGAAGAAAAUUCCUACAAAUUAUUCCGCCAAAUUGUCUCAAGUGCUCCUGAUAAUGCAUCUAAAGCUUCAUUAUAUGGUCAAAUUCUCUCCGGCACUCCUGAUAAUCCAACUAAAGCUCCAUCAGGUGAUCACAUUGUCACCUCUGCUUCUGAUAGUCCAACUGAAGCUGCAUCACAUGGUAUAAUUAUCUCGGGUGCUGUUGGUAAUAAUCCAACUAAAGCAGUAGCACAUGGUCAAAUUAUGUCUGGUACUUCUGACAAUCCCAUUGGAGAUGCUCAAGCUCUUUUAAAAAAAUGUGGAGGUUUGCCUUUGGCCAUAAUUGUCGUAGCAGGGCUCGUGGCUAGUAAACUGAGAUCAGGCACUAGCUCGAAGCCAAUAGAUAACUACUUAGCUGAAGUGGACAAGGCUUUGAGUGGAGGGUUGGAAACUCAUCUCAGUACGGAAGGAGUGACAAAAGUACUUGACCAAUGCUACAAUGAUUUGCCGGCUGAUCUCAAGACCUGUUUAUUGUACUUGAGCAUGUUUCCAAAGGGCAGCUUUGUUAGCAGAAAGCGUUUGAUUAGAAGAUGGAUAGGAGAAGGCUUUAUCAUUCAAAAGCAUGGGAAGACUAUUGAGGAAGUUGCUGAAGAUUACUUCAACGAACUAAUUAGCAGAAACUUGAUUCGGGCAGUCAACAACAGCAGUAAUGGCAAGGUCAAGACCUAUCAAAUUCAUGACAUGGUUCUUGAGUAUAUUGUUUCCAAGUCCAGCGACGAGAAUUUCAUCACUGUAGUGGGUGGUCACUGGCAGACACCAUUUCCAAGCUACAAGGUGCGCCGACUCUCUAUUCACAGAAGUGCCCGGGAAGAAAAAGAAACUGUGGAGAGGAUGAAAUUGUCACAUGUCCGAUCAUUGACAGCAUUCGACAGCUUUAAAGCACUGCAUUCUUGUUUGCUGAAGUUUCAGAUACUGCAAGUGCUGGAUCUUGAAUCUUGUAGAGAUUUAUCGUCCCAUCAGCUCCAGAAAAUAUGCAAAAUGCACCAGUUGAAGUACUUGAGCUUGCGUCGGACAGACAUUGAGGAGAUUCCAGCUGAAAUAGGGAAGCUGGAAUAUUUGGAGGUAUUUGACAUAAGGGAGACAGAAGUAAGUGAACUGCCUCAGUCAGUUGGGGGGCUAAAGCGGAUGACCCAUCUGCUUGCUGGCAAUAAAAGCAAGCGGAAAGCACUGAUAAUGACAGAAGAGAUCACAAAGAUGACAGCCCUUAAAACGCUAUCUGGUAUGGGGAUAUGUGGAACCACAACUGCAGGCAUGGUCAGAUUCACCAGGAAGACAACGGCUACUGGCUUAUUCAAAUCGGCUAGCCGCGGCUCAUGUAAGCAAGUGCUCCAAGCCUUAGAGAAGCUCACAAACCUGAAGAAACUCAGCCUUUACAUACUUGGGAAGCUGGAAGAAGAAGAUGAGAUACUAUUGCUCUCUGCCAUUGAGCACCUGAGCAGUUGCUCGCUCAAAUUUCUUGCAGUUGAUGAUGGCUUCACUGGCUUUCUUGAGGAAUCACUCAGUUCUUCAAAAGCACCGCCAGAGCACCUGCACACCCUGGAGCUUUGCGGCAAUUUAUUUGAAGUGCCCAAGUGGAUCGUUAGUAUGCAUGGCCUUGAGAAACUAACUUUGUCCUUAACUUCACUGAGGACAGAUACUUUGAUGCUUCUAAGUGAAUUGCCUGAGCUAUUCUCUCUCACUUUCUCUCUAGAUGCAGCAAAGUCCAAGAAUGGAAGUGCUCUUGAAAUUCUGCAUAAGAAUACAAUGAAUUCAGGAGGAGAGAUAUUUGUGCCGGAUGGUGGUUUCGGCAAGCUUAAGCUACUGCGCUUAUUGGCACCAUUUCUGCCACCUUUGAGUUUUGUGGAAGGUGCCAUGCCAACGCUCCAGAGGCUUGAACUGAGGUUCAGAACUGCGUAUGGUGUUCCUGGCCUGGAAAAUCUUGCAAGUCUCCGUCAGAUAUUUCUUGCAGUCAGCAGCAAGGCCCCUAAGGCGGCCGAGGAGAAAAAGCGAUUGGCGAACAAGAUUGAGAAGAAUCCCCCUACUGUGAUUGUCGACGAGUACAACGAAUCAUCAAUGGAGGUAUAUCAGUAACUGAUGUCUAUUCCAGUGACGGUCAUGGCAAGGAGAACAAAGAUGAGAGGCCGACAUUGGCUUUAUUUAUUUAAAGCCGGGCGCCGCUUGUGCCUGUUUUUCUGAAAAAAGAGCAUCUAGCAUUAAUCAUAAAUUUGUGGGGCACUCCUUGUUAUUGCAUCUGUUUCGUUCUGAGAUCCUGUAACAUGUACAAGGAGACUCUUGUUCCCUUGGACAAAUAUCCUGAACCAUUGUUCGCGCACCGAUUCGGCCUCUUCCUCUAUCACUUGCUUGUCAGCAGAGCACUUUCAGGUUUCUAGUUCUUAAGAGACAUCCAGCGCACAAUGCUGCUUGGCCCUAGAGAUCCAACAGGGGCAGUGGCCUUGACUUAAACAGAAACGAUGGUGUAAAUUUCUGAACAUAUUUUAAGCAGUUUACCAAGUUUAAAAUUUUGAGAUGCA